Molecule: messenger RNA, 1339 nt
Organism: Anoplopoma fimbria (sablefish)
Lineage: Eukaryota; Metazoa; Chordata; Actinopteri; Perciformes; Anoplopomatidae
Gene: cenpq
Product: centromere protein Q
Exons: 8
Coding region: 501-1322 (273 amino acids)
Source: RefSeq, a predicted model, not a curated record
GGUAGCGUUUUCGUCGUGGCGUGGUGAGAAUGCAUCAAUUCAAUGCUGAUUGUUUUUUUCAGGCUGUUGUUUUUCCCGAAACAUUAAUACAUUUGAUUAGGAUCUCAAUAAUAAGCUUCCCUAUGUUAUCUUUGGCCCUGGUAGUAUAAGUGUAGCUUGAGGAGGAUUAGCCGCCUGUAAAGCGACACUCGGGGAAAACUGAAGAUGUAUUCACGCAUGCGCGUUGAAUGUGCCAAUAAGCGUUCGAAAACAACAGCGCGAAAACUUGUCCAGGUCGCGACUUUAUUCGUAAACACGUGUUAUAAGUUCGUGCAUUGACGGGUUAUGACUUGUUUUAGAGGAAGGUCUUAAUUUUGACAACAAGAAAACCGUUUUUGUUAAUUGUUGCUUCAACAGCGUCGACUCAUUCAGUGUUAUGUCAGAUUAGCUAGCUAGCCAGGCGCUGUUACGUCACGUUACGUCACCUACGUCACGUUACGUUACGUUACGCUGCAUUCGUCAUGAAGCCCGCUAGAGGCUCUCACCGGGCCGCGUCAAAAGCUCCUAACUCAAAAAGCAAGAAGAAAACAGAUCAGACACCAGAGCAUCAGGACCCCCAGCACAGUGACAACAACCAUGGCAAGCGCACCCAACCAAAAGCAGCACAGAAGAGGAAAGCUGAAGCCUCAUCUUCAGCACCCUAUAAAGUAAAAGAUGAGGACAAGUGGAAGCAGAUGCCAGUAUCCUCCAUCAAUGCUCUGGAGAACAUAAUGGACUUGUCAAUACUAGCAACUCUUGCUUUGAGGCGGAAAGAGAAGAAAGAGAGCCAGGAACAUCUGAACAUAAUGAAAACCAGGUUUCUUGCUCAAUGUGCAGAGCUCAAAGUUCCAGUGCAAAAACGAAAUGAUUCAGAGCAAUCAUUUCAACGCCACCAGGAGGAGGCCAAGAAGUCAGUGGUUGGAAAGACGACUCUGAGCACUCUGGAGGAAGACUUGAGGGCUGUGGUCCGUGCUCUGGAGAAGACAGACGAGCAGACCGUCUCUUUGCAGCACACAUGCAGUAUGCUGAGGGACCAGGUGGAGGAGGAGGAGGAGAAAGCUAAAGAGAUUUUACAUAUAGCUGAUAAAGCACAUCUCAAUCUUCCCCCUCUUCCUCCACAAAAAGAUGAAACAACAUUAGAGGCUCGAUUGAGAAAAAUUAUACCAGACAGUGAGUCUGAGACCACUGCCCGAAAACUGGGAGAAAUCCUGCAGAAAUCAGAGGGCGUUCAGGACGCCCAGGCGCUGCUUCUACAGGCACACAAACAUGCCGAUCAGCUCUUCAACCCUAGCUUCACCCAAUAAGUGCUGCACCUUGUUCA